CGGUGAAUAAACUUUCGAAUGCAGAAGUUCCUCAGCAUCAUUAAGCACGAUAUGCUUGCAUUAGGUGCAGUCUGGAAAGAAGUGGGUCCUCGCCGCUCAAACUCCACGUGAUCUUUGACACGGUGUUCAUUUCCGAAACCUCCGCGUCGAGUUCCCCUGAGCCCGCAAAUGAACAAGGUCUUCAAUCUUAAUGCUUGAACGUCAAGAGCCAUUCGAAAAGAAAGAAAAAUUGCUCGUUCGCGCAGGAAUGGACUCAAAAUCCUCAUCCAACGCCGUCUUGCGGCCAGUGGGACUUAUGGAGCAAUUUUCCACCGUCAGACAUGAUCUUGGGCUCUACCGAUGUGUUCAGAAUAUUGCAAAAUAUUCGACAGAUCACAGUCCGGAUGAUAUGAUCAUCGCGCUCGAAACUGCCCUCGCCAAGGUCAUUUUGCGGCACCCUCCUCUGUGCUGUGGCAUCAUCAAUGAGGACAAGGAUGACCCCGCUUUCGUCCGACUCGAAUCCAUCGACAUGUCAAAGUGCCUCGAUUAUAGGAUUCUAGACUCGUCGACCCCAGAAGAGCAUGAGCAAAGCUUGAUAGAGAUCGUCCAGCAUCAACAUCGCCUACUAUGGCCGGAUAUGCAUUGUCGCCCAGUUUGGAAACUGAUUGUCGUCCAACGCAAAGCACAGCCUUCAGAAAGAACUGAUUUUGAUGCAAUAUUUGCUUGGCAUCACGGCAUUGCUGAUGGUGUGAGCGGAAUGGUAUUUCAUCGAUCGAUGCAGGAAGCAUUAAACGACUCGGCCACUGUUGCAAUUGUCGACCAUACGAUCAAGAUACCGGACUCCAUCAGUUUAUUUCCACCUCAGGAGGAUAUGAUUAAGUUCAAAAUAUCAUGGUGGUUCUUUUUGGCAGCUGUAUGGCGUUUUUUGAGACCCAAAUGGCUCUUGCCCGAUUCUUCUCCGCCAUGGACUGGCCCACACGUUCCGCCCAGCGCCGAAAAUUUCGAUCCACGCGUUCAAUUGAUCUCAGUGUCCUCGGAGGAUGUCACCAGUAUUCUGUCUGCAUGUAGAGAACAGAAGACUACCCUCACCGGCCUUUUUGAAGCUCUUGUUGUUUUGUCCCUGGCAUUUCGCGUCCCAAACGCUACCAGUUUUAUAUCAAAUACUUCCAUCUCGCCCCGAUCUCUCAGCGGUAUAUCUUCAACCGGCGAUAUCGCAGUUCAGGUCUGUUCACAUUCAUCGGCAUACAAUUCAGAUGUUGUCUCAGCAAUUCGAGCCGCCCGAAAUCCCGCUCAAGUCACGGACCAGGUCUGGAGGAUUGCGAGGGAUUUCCGUACAUCACUAGCAACUGCAAUGGCACGCAUGCCAAAAGAUAACGCGGCGGGGCUAUUGCCUUACGCUGGCAAUAUUCACGAUUUUUUUCGUUCCAAACUGGGAAAGCCUCGAGAGGAAACAUUUCAGAUUUCGAAUGUGGGGACAUUUAAGAACCGGGUUGGCGAAGGGCAGUGGAGGAUUGAGCGAAUAUUCUUCACGCAAUGUGGUGUGGUUGGCUCGGCAUUCUCGCUCAAUGCUGCGAGCGUUGUGGGUGGGCCACUUUCAAUCACUUUCACGCGGCAAGGCGAUAUUGACAACGAAUUCAUGGGAAAUCUCAUUGCAGAUGUCCAAUAUGGUCUGAAGUGUAUUGCAGACGGGAGGGAACUCUCUCUGGAUCACUCGGGCUAAGAGCGGGCCAAGUGGCUGCCAUAUCCUUUCGAUGGAGCG
Messenger RNA from Hyaloscypha bicolor E, 1738 nucleotides. RefSeq lists its product as uncharacterized. The record is from RefSeq and is a predicted model, not a curated record. The coding region runs from base 191 to 1699 and encodes 502 amino acids. Gene Ontology annotation, molecular function: N-acetyltransferase activity. The transcript is spliced from 2 exons. NCBI's taxonomy places the organism in Eukaryota, Fungi, Ascomycota, Leotiomycetes, Helotiales, Hyaloscyphaceae.